UCCAGGGCCGCAGGAGCGCUCGGCGGGGCGGACGGGCAGAGGCAGUCGGUGGUGGGGGGAGAGGGGCUCCCACGGUCGGGCUCGGGGGUCCCGUUUGCGGCGCGUCCGACGGCCCAGGCCGAGCCCGGAGUGCUGCCAUGGGCCCGGGGCCCCCGACGGCCGGAGCUGGGGCGCCCCCGCGGCCGCUGUCCCUGACGGCGCGGCUGAGCUACGCCGUGGGCCACUUCCUCAACGACCUGUGCGCGUCCAUGUGGUUCACCUACCUGCUGGUCUACCUGCACUCGGUGCGCGCCUACAGCUCGCGCGGCGCCGGGAUUUUGCUGCUGCUCGGCCAGGUGGCCGACGGGCUCUGCACGCCUCUGGUGGGCUACGAGGCCGACCGCGCCGCCGGCCGCUGCGCCCGCUGCGGGCCUCGCAAGGCCUGGCACCUGGUUGGCACCAUCUGUGUUCUGCUCUCCUUCCCUUUCAUCUUCAGCCCCUGCCUGGGCUGUGGGGCAUCCACACCUGAGUGGGCCGCCCUCCUCUACUACGGGCCCUUCAUUGUCAUCUUCCAGUUUGGCUGGGCCGCUACACAGAUUGCCCACCUCAGCCUCAUCCCCGAGCUCGUCACCAAUGACCACGAGAAGGUGGAGCUCACAGCUCUCAGGUACGCCUUCACUGUGGUGGCCAAUAUCACUGUCUAUGGUGCUGCCUGGCUCCUGCUCCACCUGCAGGCCUCUGCAAAUACGGGGCCCACCCCGGAUGUCAGUGACCAGCUGGGGGUCCAAGAUGUGCCAGUAUUUCGGAACCUCUCCCUUUUGGUGGUGGGCAUUGGUGCCAUCUUCUCACUGCUGUUCCACCUGGGCACCAGGGAGGGGCGCAAGCAGCUGGUGGAGGAGCCGGAUGAGCACAGCCCCCUGUUGGCCCCCACCACGGCCCGGCCCUUGCUGCUCUGGAAGCACUGGCUGCGGCAGCCGGCCUUUUACCAGGUGGGCUUCCUGUACAUGAGCACGCGGCUCAUCGUGAACUUGUCCCAGACGUACAUGGCCAUGUACCUCACCUACUCCCUCAACCUGCCCAAGAAGUUCAUCGCCACCAUCCCACUGGUGAUGUACCUCAGCGGUUUCUUCUCCUCCUUCCUCAUGAACCCGAUCAACAAGUGGAUCGGGAGGAAUAUGACUUACUUCGUGGGCCUUCUGGUGAUCCUGGCCUUUGCGGCCUGGGUGGCAUUGGCAGAUGGGCUGGGUGUAGCUGUCUAUGCAGCAGCUGUGCUGCUGGGCAUGGGCUGUGCCACCAUCCUUGUCACGUCACUGGCCAUGACAGCUGACCUCAUCGGCCCCCACACGCACAGUGGAGCCUUCGUGUACGGCGCCAUGAGCUUCUCGGAUAAGGUAGCCAACGGGCUGGCAGUCAUGGUCAUCCAGAGCCUAUACCCCUGCUCCUCGGAGCUCUGCUGCAGGGCCUGCGUAGGCUUCUACCACUGGGUGAUGGUGGCUGUGACAGGCGGCGUAGGUGUGGCCGCCGCCCUCUCUCUCUGCAGUCUCCUCAUCUGGCCCAUCCGCCUGCGGAGUUGAGUCCCUGGAGCUCAAGCCUGACAUUCCCAUAUGGCCUCCUGCCCUAUGCAAAUGAGCUGCAACUGCACAUUUCACGCCCUGCUCCUCAGGUGCCCACCUUCCCCUUGCCUGGCUGCAGGGAUGGUGGGUGAGGACAAGAGG
Messenger RNA from Myotis myotis, 1694 nucleotides. It is a transcript of the gene MFSD12, whose product is annotated as major facilitator superfamily domain containing 12. Gene Ontology annotation, molecular function: symporter activity. Bases 138 to 1553 code for a protein of 471 amino acids. Gene Ontology annotation, cellular component: membrane. The record is from RefSeq and is a predicted model, not a curated record. Gene Ontology annotation, biological process: carbohydrate transport. Lineage: Eukaryota; Metazoa; Chordata; Mammalia; Chiroptera; Vespertilionidae. The transcript has 10 exons.